AUGAAGUUCGCGCUGCUGCUGAUUGCGGGUGUGAGCGCAGUCGAGCUCUCCAAGGAGUCUUGGGACGAGAAGACCGCUGGCAAGAGUGUCUUCGUGAAGUUCUUUGCCCCAUGGUGUGGCCACUGCAAGUCCAUGAAGCCGGCAUGGGACAAGCUCAUGAAGCAGUAUGAUGGGCAUGACUCCAUCGUGGUGGCGGAUGUGGACUGCAUUGGCGACGGCAAGUCCAUGUGCGACGAGAUCGGCGUGGAGGGCUUCCCCACCAUCAAGUACGGGGACCCGGCCAACCUGGAGGACUACGAGGGCGGCCGAGAGUUUGCUGACCUGGACAAGUUUACCAAAACGAACUUGGGCCCGAGGUGCGGCCCAGGCAGUCUGGACCUUUGCGAUGCAGACAAGAAGAAGCUGAUCGAGUCGUUCCUCAGCAUGCCAGGUGCGUCCUUGAACAAGGAGAUUGAAUCGAAGGAUGAGGAGAUCAAGGCUGCAACAAAGAAGCACGAGGAGUUCGUGGAGAGCCUGCAGAAACAAUACGAGGAGUCUGACAAGGCCAUGCAGGCCAAGAAGCAGGAGAUCAAGGAGAGCGGCUUGGGCCUCAUGAAGGCGGUGAAGUCCUACCGCAAGUCGGCGCGGACGCCCGACGAGAGCCUUGGGGUGGAAUGGGCGUAA
Effrenium voratum is the source of this 663-nucleotide messenger RNA. The record is from the annotation of a GenBank genome assembly. NCBI's taxonomy places the organism in Eukaryota, Dinophyceae, Suessiales, Symbiodiniaceae.